This is a messenger RNA of Pocillopora meandrina, 1087 nucleotides long. The record is from the annotation of a GenBank genome assembly. NCBI's taxonomy places the organism in Eukaryota, Metazoa, Cnidaria, Anthozoa, Scleractinia, Pocilloporidae.
AUGGCAAAGCGACGUAGAGAAGAGAUGGGAAAACUACAGCAGGAACAAAGGCUUCGGAAAUCGGAAAGUUGUGUCUCAGGUAAUAACGUCAAACAUCAACACUCAGAUGAGCCUUACGCAUAUGACACAGAUAUGCGUGAAGAUAGCAGCAGGUAUGUUCAAAUAACUGUAUAGAGGGAGAAAAUAUCUCCUUUUUGGGUUAUUUUCAGAAUUUGAACGCCCGUGUGUAACACAAGUCACUUAGAUGUCUUCGUGCGAGUUGGUCACAAGGAACAAAGCGAGGAGCAACAGGGUGGAGACAUUUCGCUCCCUCCCACCUCCUCACACACAGCGUUUGCGAUUUUAUUUGGGCACAACUGUAUGUCAACAGUCCUUUUUUAUUAAAAUGAACAUGCGUUUUAUUGUAGAGGCUCUCGUUCUUAAGUUAACCCACCAGCAGACCACAAAAGUUCACUAUCAGCACUUCAAGUGCUAAUUCCAAUUUUUCUAGCUCACGUCCAGUCUCCAUCUACGACUUUAAACAAUUCGUCUGGUCUUGUCCUAUAGGGAAAAUGAAGAUGACUGGCUUACGCAGACAUUGUAUGGAUGCAAUUAUGAGUUACAUUAUGAACAUGACACCUGCAAACAUAGCUGGGAACACAACACACAGACUCGGAAAGCGGAAAGCAGUAUACUGGAGGGAACCAAGUUAACUGAGGGAAUAGUUGAAGAGGGUAAACUGAGUGAUACCAAAACCCAGACAAGAGAGGAGCGAAUAAAGAGUCUAAAAGCUCUCCUUUGCAAGCACGAGGAAGAUAUUGAGAAGUUAUGGCCCGAUGCAAAUAACGACAAGCAGAAAAAAUGUUCUGUGAUUGCCAGAAAUAGGAAAAUGAUUGCAACAAGAAGCAAUGUCUUCACUGAAGCAAAGGAUUACUCCAUAAAAAGAAGAAUUUGUAGAAGAAAAAGAAAGAGAGCUGAGCCUCGUACAAGUGGGGUAGUUAAUACCAGGGAUGUUGAUAUUAUGAUGAGUAAAGGAAACCUUAUGACUAAGGAUGAGUUCCUAGCUGUGCUAGGCCUGGUCCGAGUCACAAAACUUUAUUCAUUAUGA